CUUCAACUCUCCAACCUUUCAACUUGAACCAACUUGUGCGCCAAUCACUGCCAAACUCUUUUCUUGCACUACUUAUAAUAGCUAUUGCAUAUACAAUGGCUACUGCUACUGCUACCACCACAACAUCGGGUGCGACACAGCCCCUGGUUACAAAGUGGUCUUCUCGAUAUCGUGGGGCCACUGUCGAAGACCUCGACCCCCCAGCCGCACUCUCACUCAACCCCUCCGAUGCCAUCUCCCUCGCCCUCAUGUCCGCCUUUGAGCGCGACUACACGCACCUUACCAUCGUCGAUGCCGACACCCGCGCGUUGCUAGGCUACAUAUCCAUUCCUCACCUUCAGUCCCUUCUCGACUCAGGCAAGGUCAAGCCUGAAGAUCAGCUCUCAGCCGCCAUGACACGCUUCCAGCGCAAGGGCCGUACCUAUCAGGUCAUCACCAUGGAGACGACCCUCGAGGAGCUUGAGAACUUCUUCCGUGGCGGCGUACCUGAUGGGCCAUGGAAGCAGGAAUUCGCCGUUAUCACGGAUGAGAAGAGGAGGUUUGUCUUGGGCGUCGCGACAGUACAGGACCUUGAGGAAUUUGUAAAGCGAAGACCCGAGUAAAGUGGUAUUUUUAGCAUGUGAUAUGCCAGAGCUGGGACCUAAAUCCCGAGGAACAAAGGCCGCGGGAAUAUGGCGCAGGGAACAGAAGAAAACAAGAAUCAAGCAUCAUGGAUGGGCGUUGGGGAAAUAAUGGCCUGAGCAUCAUGGAGACUACGGCAGGCUCAUAACAGCCAGCCAGGCAGGAAAGCUGCUUUCAACAUAGCGCGAUAUGUGGAAUAAUACACAUUGGUGAACACAAAUGUUGUGUGGUGCAAUUGGUGCAUAGAAAUUCAGUUUAGGAUGACUUCAUUUCGGUCUGUCAAAUUAUAUUUGUCUCAUGAGCAACUGUUGCAUGAGUCACUGGGCGAUAAUCAAGCAUUGUUACC
Messenger RNA from Fusarium oxysporum Fo47, 967 nucleotides. RefSeq lists its product as uncharacterized. Lineage: Eukaryota; Fungi; Ascomycota; Sordariomycetes; Hypocreales; Nectriaceae. The coding region runs from base 96 to 602 and encodes 168 amino acids. The record is from RefSeq and is a predicted model, not a curated record. The transcript is spliced from 2 exons.